Messenger RNA from Grosmannia clavigera kw1407, 564 nucleotides. RefSeq names its product cfem domain containing protein. Bases 1 to 564 code for a protein of 187 amino acids. The record is from RefSeq and is a predicted model, not a curated record. Lineage: Eukaryota; Fungi; Ascomycota; Sordariomycetes; Ophiostomatales; Ophiostomataceae. The transcript is spliced from 2 exons.
AUGAAGCUAUCCUAUGUCGCCGGUCUCCUGGGCCUCACGGCGUCCAUUGAUCGGCGUGAUGUCGGCGAUCUCGCCCAGAGCCUGCCAGCCUGCUCGCUGAGCUGCUUCCACCAGGCGGCCCAGACCUUUAACUGCGAUCCCCAUGACAUUUCCUGUCGCUGCUCCAAGGAAGUCCAGAUGACAGCCACCAUGGAACGCUGUCUGCAGCGAUCCUGCUCGGACCACCACAAAGCGAUCACCGAGAAUCUCUCCCACGAGAUCUGCAACAUCCAGCUGCAGAACAACAUGCUGUACAAGAAGUCGGCCGAAGCCGCCCCAGCGCCAGCUCCAGCUCCGGUUCCGGCAAUCCCAGAUGUCCCGGUCGUGCCGGAUUUUGCUCGUCGGGCGCCUGAGGCUGUGGCGUCGUUCCCGGUCAUCGCCUCGAGCAUCCCGGCAUCGUCCAUCGCCCCCUUUGCGACCAGCACGGCCACACCGGCGCCCGUCGUGACCGCCGGUGCCGCCGCAGUUGCCACGCCCGUUGCCAUGUUGGCGGUUGCCGCUGCCCUCGGCGCCAUUAUGCUGUAA